UUGCAGAUUGCAUCAACUGUCCCCUGACUAAGAUGGUCAGUGAUGAAAUCAAGUCCAACAAAUCCAGAAGUAAACACAAACCAGACAAAUCUGAGACUCCAUUGAAGGAGAAGGAAAAUGCAGCUAAUAGGAGAAGUGAUGAAAAUUUGAUAGAUGGAGAUGCAAGGACACAAUGGUUCGUAUUGGCUGCAAUCAUACUCCUUUCUGUUGGCACAAGGCUUUACAAAGUGGAAACCCCAAAUCAUGUCUGUUGGGAUGAGACUCACUUUGGAAAAAUGGCAAGUUGGUACAUCAACAGGACGUUCUUCUUUGAUGUCCAUCCACCACUUGGCAAGAUGUUGAUAGCAGCAUCUGGGUAUCUGACUGGCUAUGAUGGCAAAUUUGACUUUGUUAAGCCUGGUGAUCCUUAUGGAGAUGUGAAUUAUUUAGGAAUGCGAGUGGUGUGUGCAUUGUUGGGUGCAGCUAUCCCUCCAAUGGUGUUUGUCACUGUAUGGGAGAUGACUUAUUCAUUGAAUGCAGCCAUACUUGCUGGAAGUUUUGUUCUCUUUGAUUUUGGGGUCCUUACUCUGACUCAGUACAUCUUACUUGAUUCAUACCUCCUGUUCUUCAUAUCAGCAUCCUUCAUGUGCUUGGCCAAGUUCAAUUCGCUUGCUGAUAGGCCAUUUUCACUCUCAUGGUGGACAUGGUUAUUCCUCCUGGGAACCUUCCUUGCCUCAGCAUUUAGUGUAAAGUUUGUUGGCUUAUUCAUCAUUCUUUAUGCUGGUGUGAGGACUGUUUGGGAUUUGUGGGUUAUUCUUGGUGAUCUGGAGAAACCAUUGAGCUACACAUUCAAGCACUUUGUGGCCAGGACCCUCUGUCUCAUCAUAUGGCCUGCUGUGAUGUACAUUAUUGUCUUUUACAUCCACUUGCAUGUUCUGUCCAAGUCAGGAAAUGGUGAUGGCCAUUACAGCACAGCAUUUCAAUCCACUCUUGAGGGGAAUCCUCUGUAUAAUGCGUCGAUGCCAGCCAAUGUGGCCUUUGGUAGUGAGAUCACCCUGAAGAAUUACAGAGUUGGGGGUGCUUAUAUACAUUCCCACUGGCACCUCUAUCCAAAAGGUGUUGGUGUGAGACAACAGCAGGUCACAACAUAUGCUCAUAAAGAUCCCAACAAUGUUUGGAUUGUGAAGUCUUUUGAAAAGCCUGCUCCCCUGCACAAUAGCACAGAACCUGUCCAACUCCUCAAAAAUGGGGAUUUGAUCCGCUUGGAACACAAGAUCACACGUAGGAAUCUCCAUUCUCACAAGGUUCCAGCCCCAGUUUCAAGAAAACAUUAUCAGGUGACAGGAUAUGGAGAGAAUGGCACUGGAGAUGCAAAUGAUAUCUGGAAAAUUGACAUACCAAAUGGAAAGCCAGGAGAUGAGGUUCAUCCUGUGAGGACAAUUUUCAGGAUUGUUCAUCAUCUAUCAGGCUGUGCUCUCUACUCACACAAUAAAAAUCUUCCUCGUUGGGGAUUUGAGCAAAUGGAAGUCACCUGCAAUCCCAACCUCAGACAUCCAUACAACCUGUGGAAUGUAGAAGAGAAUUACUUCCCAAGAUUGCCAAAUGUGAGCAUGGAGAUGCACAGACCCUCAUUCCCAAAACGCUUCAUAGAAGCACAUGCUGUGAUGCUUCAGGGGAAUGCAGGCCUGAAGCCCAAACCUGGGGAAAUGUAUGCUAAGCCAUGGCAGUGGCCCAUUGACUUUCGGGGACAGUGGUUUUCAGCUGCAGACUCUCUACAUGUGUACUUAUUGGGGAAUCCUAUAAUCUGGUGGGGAAAUUUGAUCUUCAUGACAGUCUUCCUGUGCUGCUUUGUCUACAACUCUAUCAAGGAACAAAGAGGGUACCUUGAUCACCCAAGUGUCAUGAAGCGGAAGCACAAAAUGCGGUAUGCUUGCUUGUGGUUCUUCAUUGGCUGGGCCCUCCACUACUGGCCAUUUUGGGCCAUGGGAAGAAUCCUUUACUACCAUCAUUAUUUCCCAGCACUCCUUUUCAGCACAAUGCUCUCAGGUGUGAUCAUUGACUAUUUGUUGGAGAGUUUGGGAUCUCUAUUGCCUCCAAGAAGUGCUUCCUCUUUGUAUCACUGGACAAUGGGACUUAUCCUCUCAGGUGUUGCUUACAGUUUCUGGCUGUUCUCUCCACUGGCAUAUGGAUACACUGGAACAUCACAGAUGACCAACAGCACUGUGCAUGGACUGAAAUGGAUAGAAUCUUGGGAGUUUUGAAGGUACUUGUUCUCAUUCAUCUUGUUGAUAUGUGAUAUAUGUUAAUUUAUUGGUGCAUGAAACUGUUAUUGUUAAGAGAUUUACUUUUUUUGAACUCCAAGUGUUUUCAAGUAUUGGAGGGUCUGUCACUCACGAUGGUUGUGAUGCACAUAGAUCUAGGCCCCAAUAUGGCACCCUCUCUUGUGUUCCCUUUAUCUCACAUUCCAGAUCUUACAUUCCGUCUCUGAAGUGCAGUAUAUAGUAUAUUU
Molecule: messenger RNA, 2488 nt
Organism: Darwinula stevensoni
Lineage: Eukaryota; Metazoa; Arthropoda; Ostracoda; Podocopida; Darwinulidae
Source: the annotation of a GenBank genome assembly